GCUCAUCUACUCAUCCUCUGUGCACGCUGAAAAAGAACCAAAACAACCAACCGAAAUCUCUCCCUCUUUUCAUCUUCUCUUCUCAAUCGGCGAAGCUCUACCGGCGAUUAGUUAUUCUGGAUAUGUUAAAUGUGUGGAGACAGAGAGAAUGAGAUAGGAAAAAGAAGACAAACCAUUUUUACAAGAUUGGUGCCAUUAAAUCCGAUUCUUUUUCGUUAACCUUUUCAGGGAUUCUUUGUUAGAGCUUUCCUCUUUUCUGAGAACUGAGUGGAGUAGAGGAAUGGAGAAUAUGGGGCGCAGCAAGUUGGGAUUUCACAACGUGUUGCUGCUCGUCGCGGCUGUUCUAGCCGCGGUGGCGAUUCAAGGUGUGGCUGGAGAUGGGCGGAAGGCGCACAGAAACGCUUACGCGACGAUGAUGUAUAUGGGAACGCCGAGGGAUUACGAGUUCUACGUUGCCACGCGUGUGAUGCUCAGAUCCCUGGCCAAGCUCAAAGUCGACGCCGAUCUCGUCGUUAUUGCUUCCGUCGACGUUCCGGCACGAUGGGUUCGAGCUAUGGAAGAGGAGGAUGGAGUGAAGGUUUUGAAGGUGAAGAACCUGAAUAACCCAUAUGAAAAACAGGCCAAUUUCAAUAAAAGGUUCAAGCUGACUCUGAACAAGCUCUAUGCAUGGAGCCUGGUGGAGUAUGAUCGGGUGGUCAUGCUCGACUCUGACAACCUCUUCCUCCGGAAGACAGACGAGCUGUUUCAGUGUGGACAAUUCUGUGCUGUCUUCAUCAACCCCUGCAUUUUCCACACUGGUCUCUUUGCCUUGCAGCCAUCAAUGGAUGUCUUCAAAAGCAUGCUUCAUGAGUUGGAAAUUGAACGGGACAACCCAGAUGGCGCCGACCAGGGGUUUCUCGUUAGCUACUUCCCUGACUUACUUGACCGUCCAAUGUUCCACCCACCAGCUAAUGGCACCAAGCUGGAGGGUACCUACAGACUUCCUCUAGGCUACCAGAUGGAUGCUUCCUAUUUCUAUCUGAAGCUUCGAUGGAACAUACCCUGUGGACCGAACAGCGUGGUGACCUUCCCAAGCGCACCGUGGUUGAAGCCAUGGUACUGGUGGUCAUGGCCUGUCUUGCCGCUGGGCCUCUCUUGGCAUGAAAAACGUCGAGAAACUCUAGGGUAUAGUGCAGAGAUGCCGGUAGUCUUGAUGCAGUCGGCAAUGUACCUAGCACUGAUGGUGCUGACCCGAUUGGCGCGGCCCAGCCUAACCAAGCUUUGCUACAGGCGGCCAGACAAGAGCCUCUCCUUUCUACAAACAGGGCGCAAGAUGACAGCCAUUUGGUCCAUCCUAGCUGCCUACGUAGUCCCUUUCUUCAUCAUACCUCGGACAUUACACCCAGUCAUAGGCUGGAUGCUCUACUUGCUUGGAUCAUCAGCACUUGCCUCCAUCUCGAUCAAUGUUUUCCUGCUGCCUGCGCUUGCUGUCCUGACGCCAUGGCUAGGGAUCAUUGGCUCCCUCAUGGUCAUGGCAUUCCCUUGGUACUCAAACGGAAUUGUGCGAGCUCUAGCAAUCUUCGGCUAUGCUUUCUGCUUUGCACCAAUUGCAUGGGGAGCUCUGGUGAAAGUGAUGGUGUGCUUGCAGGUCUCGCUUGAGAGAGAGGCCUUCUUGCCUAUAUUGGGAGAAUCUCCACAGCCUUCUUGGUUCAACAAGUUGUACUGAAGCUCGAUGGCAACAUGACGAGUUAUGGCAGUCAGUCUCAAUUCUUACGAGCCAAGUUUGGAUUAAUUUGGCCAUGGAUCUCGUUCUACAAAACCAUCAAACAAAUACAGAGGAUCAAACAAUUAAGUAGGGAUGAUACAGAGACAGAAGAUACCAUGUUAAAAACCAAAGCUGAUGAGAUUGAAUCCAUGUAUUGAGAGUCAUUCUGUUCAGACAUUCUUUUUGGGAAGUAUAACAACAAUUCCAUGUGAUGAUUCUGUAAAAAUAGACACCUCAAAAUAUUUAUUCUUAGACAUGUACAUCCAGAUAAGUCUCAUACUUUCCUGGAAAAUCCUAUCUUGUAGAUCAAUGUGAAUGGUCCAUUUACAAAAUGAAA
Messenger RNA from Nelumbo nucifera (sacred lotus), 2081 nucleotides. Its product is annotated as putative glucuronosyltransferase PGSIP8. The record is from RefSeq and is a predicted model, not a curated record. NCBI's taxonomy places the organism in Eukaryota, Viridiplantae, Streptophyta, Magnoliopsida, Proteales, Nelumbonaceae.